AUGAUCAAGAUCAUGAAGCUCUUUGCAAUGACAAUGGUGGUUACACUGCUUCUUCUUGCAUCUUGUCUCGCACAGGCUAGAACCGAGCCUUUUCAGUUCGAGUCUAAACCGAUCCAGUUCCCACCCGAGCCAGUUUCUCCGUCACCAAACCAGGAUGCAGAGGUCUUAGUGGAGCAGUUCCCAAUCCCAAUAAUUUGUACUCCCGCAUGCCCACCACCAAAAUUAUAA
Eruca vesicaria subsp. sativa (arugula) is the source of this 228-nucleotide messenger RNA. The record is from the annotation of a GenBank genome assembly. NCBI's taxonomy places the organism in Eukaryota, Viridiplantae, Streptophyta, Magnoliopsida, Brassicales, Brassicaceae.